CAUGGGAAUUUCAGAUUUAAGUUUUGGUGUUAUACACUUAAUUUUAUGAAAGUAUAUUUAAUAUACUAUAAAACAAACAAACUUCUGCCCAUCAAAAUAAGAGUCUGAAUAUUGUCCAACAGUUUGAAGAUUUCUCAGAAGUCGAUAACAGAAACUUUACAAAACAGCUGAGCAAAUUUGAACAGGGUAAGCUAAGCGUGCUAAAUGUUUUCAAAGUUAUCACAAUGCGCUAAUGCGUUAAGCUAGAUGCUACCUCUGCUGUUAGCAGAUUAGCAUAAAGGGCUAAUCGGUUUCAGCAGCGUGAACAAACUCCAGAUAUUUGGGGUUCUGGUAACAGGAACAGGAAGGAUUUGAUUCUGAUUGGCCCUUCAGAAAUGGUUAGCUAAACCGCUAAGCUAGAUAUUAGCUCUGCUAGCAUUAGUGGAAGUGCAUCAGGAACCAAACCUGAACCGGUUCCCGAGUCAUAUAUGUUCUAGUUCUGGUUCUGACACGGUCUCUCUCUGUGUCUCUGCAGUCAUGGAUCAGUGAAGCGGAUCUUCAUCGGACCCGCAGCACCUCCUCCUCUUCCUCCUCUUCCUCUCUCGCUCCACCAUGCUCCCCUCCUCUCUUUCCUCUUCUCUUCCUCUCCUCCUGCUCCUCUUCCUCCUCCCGUCCCUCCUCUUUCUCCCAGCCCCGCCCUCACCGCAGUCGGGCCGUGCCGAGUACCGGGCGCCCGACGCAUCCUUCACCCACCUGGCGGUGCACCGACAGACGGGCGAGGUUUUCGUGGGCGCCGUGAACCGGGUGGUGAAGCUGAGCGCCGCCCUGCUAGAGCUGAAGAGUCAUGUGACCGGCCCGGUGGAGGACAACGCCCGCUGCUACCCGCCCCCCAGCGUCCGCGCCUGCGCCCACAGGCUGGAGAGCACGAACAACGUGAACAAGCUGCUGCUGGUGGAUUAUACUGGGAGCAGACUGGUGGCCUGCGGCUCCAUCUGGCAGGGCGUCUGCCAGUUUCUGCGGCUCGACGACCUCUUCAAGCUGGGAGAGCCGCAUCACCGCAAGGAGCAUUACCUGUCCGGCGCCAAGGAGCCCGACGGCAUGGCAGGCGUGGUUGUCGGGGAAGAUGAUUGGACGGCGGACUCCAGGAAGAAGAAGCCGGUGAAAGGCAGCAGUCGGCUGUUCAUUGGCGCCGCCAUCGAUGGGAAGUCAGAGUACUUCCCCACGCUGUCCAGCAGGAAGCUGGUGGCCGACGAGGAGAACAACGACAUGUUCUCGCUGGUCUACCAGGAUGAAUUUGUGUCGUCGCAGAUCAAGAUCCCGUCGGACACGCUGUCCACCUACCCGGCCUUCGACAUCUACUAUGUGUACGGCUUCUCCAGCCGGACCUACGUCUACUUCCUGACGCUGCAGCUGGACACGCAGCUGACCCAGAUGGAGGCCGGCGGGGAGAAGUUCUUCACCUCCAAGAUUGUGAGGAUGUGCUCCAACGACACUGAGUUCUACUCGUACGUGGAGUUUCCUCUGGGCUGCACAAAGGACGGCGUUGAGUACCGGCUGGUCCAGGCCGCCUACAGGCAGAAGCCGGGCCGGCGGCUGGCCCAGGCGCUCGGCCUGGGUCCGGACGACGACGUCCUGUUUGUGGUCUUCUCACAGGGUCAGAAGAACCGCUCCAACCCACCCAGAGAGACGGUGCUGUGUCUGUUCACCCUGCAUGACAUCAACCUGGCCAUGAGGGAGCGCAUCAGCUCCUGUUACCGCGGAGAGGGACACCUCACGUUGCCGUGGUUACUCAACAAAGAGCUGCACUGCAUCCACACUGUGAGUCGUCGGCAGAAUGAGAUCAAAAACGUCUUUUUCAGGCGAGACCUGGCGCCACGUCUGUGGCGCUGCGGUUUUCACAAAGUUCCCUUUUUGCAUAACGUUGAUGCUUUAUGGGAUGGUUUCCUGUUUUCCAUCGUUUCUUGCCUGAUGCAGCAACACGGCGCCUCCAUCGUGCUGUGGCGUUCGUCUCACAGCUUCAGGGUCUGAUGGUGGCGUUUUUCUGAGCUUGGAGUCCAAUCAGAUUUCCAGAUUGUUCCGGAUCCGCUCCGCAGGGUUCUGAACUCGGCCCCUUUGUAGGCGAGGAAUGGAGAACGGAGCAGAAGGAAAUGUGUCUCAGUGUGAGCUGCAGUGGGGUUAUUUCAGGUCGGGGGUAGAUGAUGUUCGUAUUCACGGCGGUAAUGGCCUGCAGUCGUUGCCAUGGCAACCAGGCAGGGAGACUCUGGCAGGAGCGGCGAUCUGGGCCGGCCCGGUUCGGGGGUGCAAUGGGGGAAGCAGAACCGGCCAAUCAGCCUCACGCUGAUGAAAGCCAUAAAACAUCAGAACCGGGUCUGAGCGCUGGGGGCGGGGCUUACGGCCCAUCUGACCCGCUUCCUUUAUCAGCAGCAGC
Poecilia latipinna (sailfin molly) is the source of this 2407-nucleotide messenger RNA. Its product is annotated as plexin A3-like. Gene Ontology annotation, biological process: semaphorin-plexin signaling pathway; regulation of cell migration. Gene Ontology annotation, molecular function: semaphorin receptor activity; protein binding. Gene Ontology annotation, cellular component: plasma membrane; semaphorin receptor complex. The record is from RefSeq and is a predicted model, not a curated record. NCBI's taxonomy places the organism in Eukaryota, Metazoa, Chordata, Actinopteri, Cyprinodontiformes, Poeciliidae. The transcript has 4 exons. Bases 592 to 2007 code for a protein of 471 amino acids.